AUGUUUCAGAUCGGUGAGGGAUGGCAGGUUAUGCACUGAAGCGAUUAAUGGCUGAGUACAAGCAAUUGACGUUAAAUCCACCUGAAGGGAUUAUUGCUGGACCAAUUAGUGAAGAUAAUUUUUUCGAGUGGGAAUGUCUAAUCACGGGACCUGAUGAGACAUGUUUUGAAAAUGGCGUCUUUCCAGCAAAGAUUGUUUUCCCGCAGGAUUACCCUCUUUCUCCGCCAAAAAUGCAGUUUACUUGUGACAUCUUUCAUCCAAACAUCUACCCGGACGGACGUGUUUGUAUUAGCAUCCUUCAUUCUCCAGGUGAUGAUCCAACGGGCUAUGAGUCAAGUGCAGAACGAUGGUCCCCGGUGCAGUCCAUCGAAAAAAUCCUGCUUUCUGUAGUAUCUAUGCUUGCUGAACCAAACGACGAAAGUGCUGCCAACGUAAAUGCAGCAAAAAUGUGGCGUGAAGAUCGUUUACAAUUCGAGCGUAUUGCGGAUAAUCUGGUUCGGAAAACGCUAUGCCUACCCCCUAAUACCUCACUGUAAUUAUGCUGUCUCGUGGAUUCGUCGACGUAAUUCCAGUGGCAGUUCUCUCCCUUACAUCGCAGUUGCCUAUUUAUGUCAUGUUACUAUUUUUGUAUAUCGGGAUUCAUUUCCAAUUACGAUCCCUCUCAUUUCGAUGUUAAUACAACGAUGCAUAAAGUUUUAUGCAUUCUUGAGUUCCAGAGUUGAGUUGUAUUUAUCAAUUCUUGAGUUGUAUUUAUCAUUCAAAGGCUAUCUCUCUAGUCUGUGUAGUACUCUCCGCUUUUUAUUCUAGAAAACACGCUCCUUACUCUUCAUAGGAUUCAGUGACAGCAUAAAACGUGCCAACUGUAGUACUUGCAAUACGAGAUCGUUUGAAUGGAAAAUCAGCCUCAAUUUUUUGGCGUUGAUAAUAAUGAAUAAAGAAGAUGAUGGAUCGGAACUUCUUAGAGGAUACUCUUGUCUAUGGCAUGCAUCACAAGUCAUUCAGACAUCGAACUCGUCAUCUCCACACCUCUUGUUCAGUAACAUGCCA
Loa loa (African eye worm) is the source of this 1047-nucleotide messenger RNA. Its product is annotated as ubiquitin-conjugating enzyme E2 G2. The record is from RefSeq and is a predicted model, not a curated record. Lineage: Eukaryota; Metazoa; Nematoda; Chromadorea; Rhabditida; Onchocercidae. Gene Ontology annotation, cellular component: endoplasmic reticulum; cytosol. Bases 21 to 536 code for a protein of 171 amino acids. The transcript is spliced from 4 exons.